CCCAGACUGACCCAGGCACCGGCAAAACCCGGACCCACAGCUGAUCACACGCCAGGAACACAAUCGGAACAUGCAAUCCCCCACUCGCUUCAACUCACCCGCCCGUCAUAUCAUUCGAUGGCCUCAACUUCGUCUGUAACGCUUGCAGACGCGAAAGACAUCGUCCCAGGUAGUUAUCGGAUCCUGUCACAAUGAGUGCUGCCGAGAAGGAACCAGAGAACUCAACCCCGGCCGGAAGCAAGGCCGCUCCGGAAUCGGCGCCAGCAGCGGAAGGGACCGAUGCUACUCCGAGUACCGCACCCGCUGCCAAAGCGCCGGAGGCCUCGGAGACUCCGGAGGCCCAGACGGCCCCGGCAGCCCCGGCCACCGCUACAGAAGCCGCCGCGUCCGCGCCCACGUCCGAGGAGAAGAAGGAAUCCACCCCGUCGGAGACGCCCAUUGGUCAGCUAUGGGCCGCCGCAAGAGCAAGCGGGCACCCGGAGAUCUGGGGAGUGACGCUUGCGGACCCCUCCAGCCACGUGCCCACCCGCAUCGUCCUGCAGAAGUAUCUCAACGCCAACGACGGCGAUCUGGCCAAGGCCAAGGACCAGCUGACCAAGACCCUGGAAUGGCGAGCCAAGACGAAACCCUUGGAGCUGGUCAAGAAGGUCUUCAGCAAGGCCAAGUUUGACGGACUGGGCUACGUCACCCGCUACCAGGAGGACGGGUCCGGCGAGCCCGAGGGCAAGGAGGUCUUCACGUGGAACAUCUACGGAGGCGUCAAGUCCAUCGAGGAAACCUUUGGGAAGCUCGACGAGUUCCUGGAGUGGAGGGUCGCGUUGAUGGAGCUGGCCCUGCAGGAGCUGGACAUCGCGUCGGCGACCAAGGAGAUCACGGCCGAGUACGACCCUUACAAGAUCUUCCAGGUGCACGACUACAAGUCCAUCAGCUUCCUGCGCCAGUCGCCUCAAGUCAAGACGGCGAGCCAAGAGACCAUCAAGGUGUUCGCCCAGAACUACCCGGAGCUGCUCAAGGAGAAGUUCUUCGUCAACGUGCCCGCCAUCAUGGGCUUCAUCUACACCUUCAUGAAGCUCUUUGUCGCCCCCAAGACCAUCAAGAAGUUCCACCCCAUGUCCAACGGCCAGACCUUGGCGGCCGAGUUUGGAGACAGCAAGGUCUCCAAGCUGGGAGAGAGGCUGCCGCCUAACUAUGGAGGCAAGGGAGCAAAGCUGGAGGAGCAGGGGAGAGGGCCAUUGCUAGAGUGAUAGAUAUGCCUUGCUGCCUGCGCUUGAGAUGUAGUUGGCAUCAUUAAACCAUAAAUAGCGUCUUCUCAAAUCUCAACUCGUUAUUUUGUUUGCCGGACUACAUCCCGCUGGGAUCAAUUGUAAGUUGA
Thermothelomyces thermophilus ATCC 42464 is the source of this 1372-nucleotide messenger RNA. RefSeq lists its product as uncharacterized. The record is from RefSeq and is a predicted model, not a curated record. Gene Ontology annotation, molecular function: phosphatidylinositol transfer activity. Bases 192 to 1244 code for a protein of 350 amino acids. The transcript is spliced from 2 exons. Gene Ontology annotation, cellular component: plasma membrane; cytosol; cortical endoplasmic reticulum. Lineage: Eukaryota; Fungi; Ascomycota; Sordariomycetes; Sordariales; Chaetomiaceae. Gene Ontology annotation, biological process: regulation of exocytosis; Golgi to plasma membrane protein transport.